AUGGCGGUUCUUACGGCACGCCCUUUCCAGGUUCGGUUUCCGGCUCACUUCAUCACUUUGAUUAUGAACUGUGUUGAGCAUGCGUGGUACUACGAUCCUUGUGAAUGGGGACCUGGGUGGCUUCUUCCCCCUCCUCGCGAGGCCUUAGGCAGGGAGACCCUUGUCCCCGAACCCUUUUUGUCUUGGCUGCAGAUCUCUUAUCACGCGGCUUGGAGCGCCUCUACACCGUUUCCGGAUCUGUACUAUCGGUGUCGUGGUCGGUUCCGGCUGACGCACCUUGCUUAUGCGGAUGAUGUCCUCAUAUUCGCUAAUACCUGUGGCAAUCGCAUCAGCCUUCUGACCGACUUUCUGACGACUUACGCACGGAUUACUGGCCAGAAGGUGAACUGUCAGAAAAGCCAGCUUGUUUUCAGCCGCCAGUGCCCGGAGACUGUUCAACGACAGCUCCAAUCGGUGACUGGUUUUGGCGCAGCUGAACUCCCUCUUACAUAUCUUGGCGCGCCCCUCUAUGUGGGCAAUCGGCGCAAUAUUCUUUAUGAGGAACUCCUUGGAAAACUCCGUCGUUAUCUGCACGCUGGGAUCGCUCGGUUCUAUCUCACGGGGGUCGAUUACAGUUAUCAGGAGCACUUUGUUCUCGCUCCCCCUAUAUCUGCUGCAGGUACUUUGCCCCCCCCAGGCGGUACUUCACUCUGUGGAGCAACUUUUUGCUCGUUUUUCUGGGGUUCUUAUCACGGGCACCGACGCCGCCAUUGGAUCUCCUGGGCGGAUAUUGCACGGCCACAGGAGGAGGGUGGGCUUGGCAUUCGUCGCCUGGCCGAUACGGUUCGGGCCUUCUCGUUUAAACUGUGGUGGCGACUCAGAGAUGGCUCCUCCCUUUGGGCUCGCGCGCUUCAACAGAAAUAUUUUCGGAAUUCCUUCCCAGGACUUGCACCCUGCAGGAGCUACGACAGCCCGGUUUGGAAGCGUCUCUGCCAGGUUCGAGAUGAGGCACAGACUCAGAUCACUUGGAAUUUGGGGCGCGGGGACUGCUUCUUCUGGUAUGAUAUUUGGUGUGGAGAUCGUCCGCUAUGCGCUGACCGCCAGGACCGCCCUCCGCCGAUACGGGUGAAAGAGAUGUGGGUUAACGGGACGUGGGACAUGUGCCGCGCCUCCGAGCUUACCUCCCUGAAACCCUUGUUCAGCAGGUCUCGGCGAUUCCUCCUGAUCCCCGACUGCGGAUCAGCCGAUCUGGAAGGCCUCGACCACAGGUACUUUCUCUACAACCUCAGCAUGGAGAUGAGCCGAACAGCUGGAGCACGGAGCUGGCUCUUUGCAGCUUGUGGUCGCCGCUUCUUUACUCCUACAAUGUCGGUAUUCCUAUGGCGGUCUUAG
Molecule: messenger RNA, 1371 nt
Organism: Andrographis paniculata
Lineage: Eukaryota; Viridiplantae; Streptophyta; Magnoliopsida; Lamiales; Acanthaceae
Exons: 2
Coding region: 1-1371 (456 amino acids)
Source: RefSeq, a predicted model, not a curated record